GAGGUUUCAUUUCUGUCUUUGCAGUUCUCCCACAGUUGUACAAAUAUCUUGCAGAUCUCUGAUGAAGGCUUCGGCUUGCAUGUCUGAAGCUACUGAGCUUUGAGCGGUUGUUGAGCGUGACUUUGGCUUUUGCGCACAAUUAGCCUCCUGACUCGUUGGUGUCUGAUAGAAGUUAAACGACUGGUGUUUGAAAGUCGUCUUGAGUGUAAGAUAAAUUUAUGCCAAGCUCUUGGAAGGGAUAUAAUAAUUCUUGGGGUGUGGCCUGUUUAUCAUUUUCGCCGAUUAAAUGUCGUUCCGUAGCAUAGUCCGUGAUGUAAGGGAUGGUUUUGGGAGUUUAUCCCGGCGGAGUUUUGAGGUCAGGCUUCCAGGUCAUCAUAGGGGCAGGUCUCAGGCUUCAGUUAAUGAAUCGCAUGACCAGCCUCUGGUAAUCCAGCACAGCCGCUGGGCUAGUCUUCCUCCAGAACUACUACGUGAUGUGAUUAAGAGGUUGGAGGCCAGUGAAAGUACCUGGCCAUCACGCAAGCAUGUCGUUGCAUGUGCUGCAGUUUGCAGGUCAUGGAGAGAGAUGUGCAAAGAGAUUGUUAAGAGUCCAGAGUUUUCUGGCAAGCUCACCUUUCCAGUCUCUCUUAAACAGCCUGGGCCUCGCGAUGGAACCAUUCAAUGCUUCAUCAAACGGGACAAAGCCAACUUAACUUACCACCUUUUUUUGUGCCUUAGUCCUGCUUUACUUGUCGAAAAUGGGAAAUUUCUUCUCUCUGCCAAGAGGAAUCGGCGUACUACUUGCACAGAAUAUGUUAUAUCAAUGGACGCUGAUAAUAUAUCAAGAUCAAGCAGCACUUACAUUGGAAAGCUGAGGUCAAAUUUUCUUGGCACAAAAUUCAUAAUUUAUGACACCCAGCCUCCCUACAGUGGUGCCCAAGCCUCCUCACUAGGCAGGACAAGCAGGAGAUUCUACUCCAAGAAAGUGUCGCCGAAGGUCCCAACUGGGAGCUAUAACAUUGCCCAGGUUGCCUAUGAGCUAAAUGUACUAGGCACACGCGGCCCACGCCGGAUGCAUUGCAUCAUGCACUCUAUUCCUACCUCAGCUCUUGAUGCCGGGGGAAAUGUCCCUGGCCAGCCAGAGCUACUCCCUCGUUCCCUUGAGGAUUCAUUUGGGAGCAUAUCCUUUUCAAAAUCCAUCAUUGACCAAUCGGGUGAGUUCAGCAGUGCACGGUUCUCAGACAUCGCUGGACCCCAUGAAAACGACGAAGACGGCAAGGAGAGGCCAUUGAUUCUCCGAAACAAGGCCCCAAGGUGGCACGAGCAGUUGCAAUGUUGGUGUCUUAACUUCCGGGGGCGGGUAACAGUUGCCUCCGUCAAGAACUUCCAGCUGAUUGCUGCUGCCACACAGCCCGCAGCUGUUGUGCCAACACCAGCCCAGCCAGCAUCAUCGGAUCAUGACAAGAUCAUCCUGCAGUUUGGCAAGGUGGGAAAGGACAUGUUCACCAUGGAUUAUCGAUAUCCUCUGUCUGCAUUCCAAGCCUUUGCAAUCUGCUUGAGCAGCUUUGAUACCAAGUUGGCAUGUGAAUAGAAGAAAAAAAAGAUAAAAAGUAGCAGGUAAAUGGUGUUCAUCAUCUUCAUUAGGGUAGGAGGAUGGUUUUCUUAUAAAUAUAUCCAGAAGCUUUGUUAAAAGUUCCCUACACUCUUGUGUUGCAGCACAACUACUGCACGCGGUAGAAGGAAAUCCUCAUGUCACUCACUCACUCUUUUGUU
Molecule: messenger RNA, 1752 nt
Organism: Telopea speciosissima
Lineage: Eukaryota; Viridiplantae; Streptophyta; Magnoliopsida; Proteales; Proteaceae
Product: tubby-like F-box protein 8
Exons: 5
Coding region: 287-1570 (427 amino acids)
Molecular function (GO): protein binding
Source: RefSeq, a predicted model, not a curated record